CUAGGAAGAUUUUACUUUUGCACCCACCCCUCCCAACCUCACCUCACUUCUCUCACCUUGUCGUUCAAAGCGCCGUCAGCAUGCGGGAGGCAUACGACGUCACCAUAGAAGAAGACGCAGCGUCGUCCGCGACGGUCGGAGAGGCAUCCUCCGGGGUCGUUUUGCUGGGAAAGUACCUGUUAAAAAAGUUGUUGGGUGUGGGAGCCUUUGCCAAGGUGUAUCACGCCACGAAUGUGAGCACGGGACAGAGCGUGGCUAUCAAAGCCGUGAGCAAGCGGGAAGUUUUCCGGGGAGGUCUCAUGGAGCACGUUGAGAGGGAAAUCUCUAUCAUGCGCCGCCUGCACCAUCCCCACACCCUCAAGCUCUUUGAAGUCCUCGCUUCCAAGUCUAAAAUUUACUUCGUCCUCGAGUUCGCCGAGGGCGGCGAGCUCUUUGACAAGGUCGCUCAGGGGCGAUUCUCCGAAGAUCUCAGCCGUCGCUAUUUUCAUCAGUUAAUUUCCGCCGUCCGAUACUGCCACUCAGCCGGCGUCUUCCACCGCGACCUCAAGCUUGAUAACCUCUUGAUCGACGAAAAUAUGGACCUCAAGGUUUCGGACUUCGGAUUGAGUGCUCUGAAGGACCACGUCAGACCGGACGGUUUGCUGCACACCGUUUGCGGCACGCCGGCUUACGUGGCGCCGGAGAUGCUCGCCAAGAAAGGCUACGACGGAGCGAAGGUCGACGUGUGGUCGUGCGGAGUCAUCCUGUUCGUCCUCGCCGCCGGGUACCUCCCCUUCAACGACCACAAUCUGGCAGCCAUGUACAGGAAAAUCUACAGAGGGCAAUUUAGGUUCCCGAGAUGGACGUCGCCGGAGCUCCGGCGUUUCCUGUCUCGGUUGCUGGACAAGAAUCCCGAGACGAGAAUCACGGUGGACGAGAUCAUCCGAGACCCAUGGUUCAGCAAAGGGUACCGGGAGGUGCGGGUCCAGCACAAGGAAUUCGAAUCGGAUCAUGAGCAGAGCCGACACAGGGGACUGAACGCCUUCGAUUUGAUAUCGUUUUCGUCCGGCCUGGAUAUGUCGGGCCUAUUCACCGACUCAGGUUCGUUGGACUGCGUGGAACGCAUCGUCUCGGGGGGAAAACCGGCGAACAUAAUGGAGAAGGUGGAGGGAGUGGCAAAAGCAGAGGGAGUGAUGGUGAGCAAGGAGGAGAACGGGGAGGUAGCGAAGCUUGAGGGGCAAAAUGGUAAUAUAAUGAUGAGGAUCGGCAUAUACCGGCUAACGGAUAAACUGGUAGUGGUGGAAGCGAAAAGAAGAGAAAGGAGAGCGGGAAAUGGGAAAGGGACAAAAUUUUGGGAGGAUAAGCUGAAGCCGGAGCUCCAGAGACGGGAUGUAUAAAGCAGGAGACCAAAAAUGAAGAAGAAAUGGAGUUUAAUUUGGCAUAUGGUUGAUGGAAUCCCCAUGGAAGCCAGGGAAUCACAUUGUGUGAUCUCUCUCAGUUAGAAGGCUGAUUAGUGGGAGAGACAGAUUGGUGGAUAUGUGGGCUCCCACAAGCAAAAUAGGGACAAGGGCCGCCUGUCCCUGCUUCCCCAAUCAUCUCUGAAGCAAACAGCGGAAUCUUUUGUUCAUACUAGGUCAUGAUGCCCUGUUUCACUUAAAUCCUUGUUUACCCUUGCAUUCACUCUCAUCUUAAUUCACAUUGUACAAACUAGAAAUCAAUUAGUUUAUUGUAAUUUACAUUUUAAUAUGCUUUUAAAGAAAAACGAGUUCAACUAAAACUUAUUUAAA
Molecule: messenger RNA, 1766 nt
Organism: Neltuma alba
Lineage: Eukaryota; Viridiplantae; Streptophyta; Magnoliopsida; Fabales; Fabaceae
Product: CBL-interacting serine/threonine-protein kinase 14-like
Exons: 1
Coding region: 81-1376 (431 amino acids)
Biological process (GO): protein phosphorylation; signal transduction
Molecular function (GO): ATP binding; protein serine/threonine kinase activity
Source: RefSeq, a predicted model, not a curated record